This is a messenger RNA of Thlaspi arvense, 519 nucleotides long. Lineage: Eukaryota; Viridiplantae; Streptophyta; Magnoliopsida; Brassicales; Brassicaceae. The record is from the annotation of a GenBank genome assembly.
AUGGUUUUGAUAAAGUGGGUGCAAUGGAAAAAGGAUGCAGAGGUUAGAGAAUUCAAGAAAGUGUUUCGGAUUCCCGAGAUUGUUAAUCUUGAUAAGAUCAAAGCGAGGUUUAACGAAGAAGACGGGACUUUAACGGUUACAAUGCCGAAGAAAAUUAAAGGGAUUUCCGGUUUGAAGAUUGAGGAAGAAGAGAAAACGGAGGAAAAAAUUGAGCCAGAAGAAGAGAAAACAGAGGAAAAAACAGAGCCAGAAGAAGAAAUGAAAGAGGAGACAAACCCCGAGGAAGAAGAAGAGCCAAAGAUGGAAGAAGAAGAAGGAUACGAAGACAAGACUGAAGAAGAGGUCGUGGAGGAAGAAGAAACAAGGGAUCAUGAGGAAGAAAGAGAAGAAAUCGAAGAAGAUAGUAAACCAAGAAAGAAGAAAAGAAAAAAGUGUCGUUUUCCAGUAGUUGCAGGAUCCACUCUGCUUAUGUCUAUUAUUGUUUUCAUUAUUCAAUUGAUUCAGUCCAGAAGAAAAUGA